AUGGCGCUGCGAACCCUAAUUACCAGAAAUGUCGUGGCCGGAAGCUCUUUAGGUCUCCGGCAGCAGGCGCGUGGACUGCAGACCUUCUCGCUGCCGGAUCUUUCGUACGACUAUGGAGCUCUUGAACCCGCGAUUACCGGAGAAAUUAUGCAGCUCCACCACCAGAAGCAUCAUCAGACUUACAUCACUAAUUACAACAAAGCUCUCGAGCAGCUCGAUGAUGCCAUCAACAAGGGAGACGCUUCUACUACCGUCAAAUUGCAGAGUGCCAUCAAGUUCAAUGGCGGAGGCCACAUCAAUCACUCGAUUUUCUGGAAGAAUCUAGCUCCUACUCGGGAAGGUGGCGGUGAGCCUCCUCAGGGAUCUUUGGGAGGAGCUAUUGAAACCAAUUUUGGCUCUUUGGAAGCCUUGAUCCAAAAGAUGAAUGCAGAGGGUGCUGCUCUGCAGGGAUCUGGAUGGGUGUGGCUUGGACUGGACAAAGAGCUGAAGCGCCUCGUGAUCGAAACCACUGCAAAUCAGGACCCCCUAGUUACUAAAGGAUCAAGUUUGGUUCCUCUGCUUGGGAUUGAUGUUUGGGAGCAUGCAUACUACUUACAGUACAAAAACGUCAGGCCUGAUUACUUGAAGAACAUAUGGAAAGUGAUGAACUGGAAAUAUGUAGCUGAUGUUUACGAGAAAGAGUCUGCUUGA
This is a messenger RNA of Oldenlandia corymbosa var. corymbosa, 690 nucleotides long. The record is from the annotation of a GenBank genome assembly. NCBI's taxonomy places the organism in Eukaryota, Viridiplantae, Streptophyta, Magnoliopsida, Gentianales, Rubiaceae.